This is a messenger RNA of Paramecium tetraurelia, 1080 nucleotides long. RefSeq lists its product as uncharacterized. The record is from RefSeq and is a predicted model, not a curated record. The transcript has 4 exons. Lineage: Eukaryota; Ciliophora; Oligohymenophorea; Peniculida; Parameciidae.
AUGCAAGGCUAAUAUGUGGCAGUUGUCUUUCUUAAUCUAAUUUAGACAUAAUAAAUUGUAGAUGUUAGGAAUAUUGUGGAUCUUAUCUAAGUCUAUGAUCAUCCAGAAAAUACGUUUUAAUUUACUGAUGUUAGAGAAAAAACAGUUUUAGCUCAAUUUUUAUAUGAUUAAAAAAUACAAUUCAAUUUGAUAAAACAAAAAAUUGAAUAGUUGUUAGAUGAAUUGGCAAUAUGGUAAUCAGAAUUAGUGGAAUAAUCAACCAAUUUACUUAAUGUAAUGAAAAAAGAUGAUUUUAAAUCACUUUUUUAAUAACUUACAAAUCAGGAUAAAGGUGUCAAAAAAGAGGUCAUCUAGGAGUUACAAAAUAAAUUUUAUAAUUAUUUUAAAUCUAUAGAAGUGAUGAACUAAGUGUCUACAUAAAAAGAUUUAGAAAGCUUGGACUAAAUUUAUGAUAAUAUGAACAAAAAAAUUAUUAUAAGCGGAUAAUUCGAAGAAUUAUUUCAGUUAGUCAAUAAAGCUGAAAUCGAUUAUUUAUAAAUUGCAAACCCUUUUACCCAUUUAAUAAUGAAUACUAUUUAAAAAAAUGUUAAGAGAUAAAUUAUAAAAAAAUAGCCAAUUUAUCGAAGUAGAGAAAAUGGAUUAACAUUUGAUGCGAUUAAGAAUGCGAUAGUUGGAAGGUAAAACUUGCUUUGGUUUUUUAAAUCAUCAAAUAAUGGGUGUACUGAAUUUGGUGGAUAUACUCCAUAUAGUUGGUAAGAUGACCGUAAGCCUUGGGGAGCAACUGUCUCAAAUCCUUCAUUUUUAUUUUCAAAAACUUUAAAAUAAAUUUACCCAAUAAUCAUAGAGAGGGGAGGUCUUGCAUAAUAGUUUUCUUAGGCAAAUUUUAUUUUGUUUGGUGGUACUUGUAAUGGCGAUGAAGAUUUACGAAUAAAUCCUGAUUUCAAAUCAGGGUAUUCUAGACUGGGAGUUACAUAUUAAGCCCCUGCAGGCCUUGACACUACAAAACAUUCAACUCAUCUAUUUGGGGCACUAGCACCAAAUGUUAUUGAAUGUGAGAUUUAUUAAAUAUUUUUUGAAUGA